Messenger RNA from Clonostachys byssicola, 1824 nucleotides. Lineage: Eukaryota; Fungi; Ascomycota; Sordariomycetes; Hypocreales; Bionectriaceae. The record is from the annotation of a GenBank genome assembly.
AUGGCUAGCUUGGAUGUAGAAGCAUUGCUUGAUGCUACUGCUGAGCAAAAGAGCCCAGCCACUCAAUCUGACGACCAGGCGAAGCAGGAAUCAUCGAAUCGGAAUGGUCGAGACCAGGAUCGAGAUCGAGGUCGGAAUCGUGAUGAUAGCCGCACGCGUUUUAGAGACAGAGAUCAUGACAGACGCCGUCGGGACCGGCGGGACCUGAGCCCAACUCGAAGCAGACGAGAUUCGCCUGACGAAGGCACUCCCCGAAGCGACACCGGUAGCCACAAGAGUAGGCGGAGAAGCAGAAGCCGAGAUGAUGAUCGACGUCACUCACGCCGUCACAGAGACGGUGAUUACUACCGAGGCGGUCGAGGCCGCUCUCGUUCCCGAUCCCGUUCACCUUAUGGUCGCUACCGCCCUCGUGAUAACCGCGAUCGCCGAGAACGUCGCGAUCGCAACGACCGUGACAGACCUGAUGAUCGCACCAAGACGGAGGACCGCCAGCGUGAUGGAACCCCUCAACCAUCCAAGGACGAACAGGACUCCCGUACUGUGUUUGUUCAGCAGCUUGCAGCCCGCCUCCGUACUCGUGAGCUAAAAGAAUUUUUCGAGAAAGUUGGCCCGGUCAACGAAGCGCAGAUUGUUAAAGACCGAGUGAGCCUUCGCUCCAAGGGAGUCGGCUACGUUGAAUUUAAAAAUGAAGAGUCUGUUGCCCAGGCACUGCAGCUCACGGGCCAAAAGCUCCUAGGUAUUCCCAUCAUCGUCCAGGUUACCGAGGCUGAGAAGAAUCGUCAAGCCCGAAACUCGGAGUCUGGAGGCGGACACCCUAACUCGAUCCCAUUCCACCGGCUUUAUGUGGGCAAUAUUCACUUCAACGUUACCGAGCAGGACCUACAGGCUGUAUUCGAACCCUUCGGAGAGCUUGAAUUCGCGCAGCUCCAGAAGGACGAAAAUAACCGCAGCCGUGGCUAUGGCUUCGUCCAGUACGUAAUCCCCUAUCACUAUUCAAGCUUUGAGUCGUCUGCUAAUACACCACUUAGGUUUCGCGAUGCUGGCCAAGCCCGAGAAGCCCUGGAGAAAAUGAAUGGCUUUGAUCUAGCAGGUCGUCCUAUUCGUGUUGGCCUUGGGAACGAUAAGUUUACCCCUGAAAGUACAGCGAACUUGUUACAGAAGUUUUCAGGCCGCGAGAACAAUGGCAACUUCCAAGGCUCGGCCUUUUCCGGUGCUGGAGGUCGAGGCUCCCAGAACAAUGGAUUCGACCGUGCUGGAGGCCGCGACACUGAGAAGGCAGGCGGUGCUAGCGCCCUCGACGACACCGAUGUCGCUGGAGUUAACUUUAGCAACUACAGUCGCGAUGCAUUAAUGAGAAAACUUGCCAGAACCGACGAUAGCGCCACCAAUGGCAACGAAGAGCGUCAUACGCUGAAACCGAAGGCAGAGGUGAAGCCAUUACCCGUUAACGUAAACAAAGCCAGCCGAUGCGUGGUUCUACAUAAUGUGUUUGACCCGGAAGAGUGUGUUUAUGUCCAUCAAUCAAGCCCUUCAGCAAAGAACUACGAUACUAAUGCAUGGUGCAGGGAGACAGGUGAAAACUGGGUGAAAGAUCUAGAAGAUGAUGUGCGACAGGAAGCGGAAAACAGCUAUGGACAUGUUGUCCACAUAUCAGUCGACCCGAACUCGAAGGGCGACAUCUACCUGAAGUUCGACAAAGUUCAGGGCGGUGAAAAUGCCAUCAAGGGUCUCAACGGCAGAUAUUUUGGUGGGCGAAGGAUCGACGCGUCGCCUGUUGUAGAUGCAGUCUACAGCAGUUUGUUCUCCCGCUCCCGGGCAUUCUGA